This is a messenger RNA of Pseudozyma flocculosa PF-1, 1404 nucleotides long. RefSeq lists its product as uncharacterized. Gene Ontology annotation, biological process: phosphatidylinositol-mediated signaling; lipid metabolic process. Gene Ontology annotation, molecular function: phosphatidylinositol-4,5-bisphosphate phospholipase C activity. The record is from RefSeq and is a predicted model, not a curated record. The transcript has a single exon. The coding region runs from base 1 to 1404 and encodes 467 amino acids. Lineage: Eukaryota; Fungi; Basidiomycota; Ustilaginomycetes; Ustilaginales; Ustilaginaceae.
AUGGCCCAUCAGCUUUACGGCACCUCUUCGGCCGUGGCCUACGAAAGGGCGCUCCUCACCGGAGCCCGCUGCGUUGAGAUCGAUGCUUGGGACGACGAUGACGAUGCCGAAGAACCCAAGGUCACUCACGGCUACACCCUCGCCUCCCACAUCUCCUUCCGAGCCGUAUGCGAGACGAUCCGUGACGCGAUCGACAAGGAGGUCGAGCAGGCUGCCCGCGACCAGUCCCUCCAUCCCGCCCCCGUACUCAUCUCGCUCGAGAACCACUGCAACGCUCAGGGGCAGCUCAGGCUCGUCCAAAUCAUGCAGGAGGUCUGGCAGGACCGGCUCGUCAGCGAGGCCGUACGAGCCGAAGGCCACUCGGAGCAGCAGGGCACCGGCGAAAAGAUCCGGCUGGACCACCUGGGGGCCAAGAUCGCCGUCAUGGUUGAGUUCCACCUGGCCGGCGAGAAAGGCGAUGGUGACGGCGACGAUUCCAGCAGCAGCAGCAGCUCGAGUGAUGACGAAGACGCUGAGCACCAAGAGGACCGGAAGAAGUACAAGGAGAAGAAGAAAGCCACGAAGGCCGUCGGCAUCAUUCCCGAGCUUGCGGCCCUCGGAGUCUAUGCCCAGUCGGUCAAACCCGUCAACGACUCGUGGCUGAGCGGCGAACUCGCCGCGGGGCCCCACAACCAUCUCAUCAAUAUGUCAGAAAGCGGCGUCGGCUCACUCAUCCCCAAAUCGGGCGACAAGAUUGCUCGCCACAAUGCCCGCCAUCUGAUGCGUGUCUACCCCAAAGGAACACGCAUCUCGUCCCGCAACCUCAACCCGGUCCCGUUCUGGGGCGUCGGGGCCCAGGUAUGCGCUCUCAACUGGCAGUCUUACGACCAUGCCAUGCAACUCAACGAGGCCCUCUUCAGCGGCUCGGACGGAUACGUCCUCAAGCCCGCAGCCCUGCGGAUUGGCGGCAGCGGAGACCUUUCCACGGGCCGUAAGAAGCUGAAGCUCCACAUCGCGGGUGCCACCGACCUCCCCAUCCCUAGCGGACGCCAAGCCGACGAUAUUCGCCCAUACGUCAGCUGCACCCUCGUCCACCCGAGCGACCUGGAACGCAAGCCGCCCAAGAGGAAGACCUCGGGUUACAAGCAGCACAAGCUGCAGAUCAUCCACAAGGGCGAGCAGCCCAUCAACACCGACCCAAUCUGGAACGAAGUCCUGGAGUGGGAGUACGACGACAACGAGCUCACCUUCCUCCGGCUGAUCGUCAAGAGCGACGACAAGUUCUCGCGUAACCCCAUGUUUGCCGUCGCUGCCGUGAGGUUGAGCUACUGCACUCCCCACUGGCGCUUCAUCCGCCUGCUCGAUCUCAAGGGGCGCGAGACACACGGCACCCUCCUCGUCAAAUUUGACUUUGAAGACAUCUAA